UCUUCCUGGCUCUUCAGUCUUCACCCAUACAAACAACACAAACAAGUAGCCAUAGCUUGCUAUAUCUAUCGUACGUGUUUGCGCCAUGGGAGCUGCCCCAAGAGGCCUGAUCUAUGUUGUUUGCGCCAUUUUGAUCGCGAUCGCUGCCGCUGUGGACGCUGCAGAUGUUGCGUCAGUCGUUGUCGGCUUAGCCAAGUGUGCUGACUGCGGUAGGAAGAACCUGAAAGCUGAGGAUGCCUUCAAAGGUCUUCAAGUAGCCAUCAAGUGCAAGAACGACGACAACGGCGAGUACGAGAGCAAGGCCGUCGGCGAGCUCGACAGCACCGGCGCGUUCAGCAUCCCCCUCGACACCGACCUCCACAGCAGCGACUGCUUCGCGCAGCUCCACAGCGAGGAGAACACGCCGUGCCCCGGGCAGGCUCCGUCCAAGAUCAUGCCACUUUCCAAGGGCGACCACGACGGCGACGUCCAUGAGAAGAACACUUUUGUCGCCGUCGCCGGCAAGACGCACUACUCGUUGUCUACCGCGUGCACAUCGGCAUUCCUCUGUGACCCGAUCAAGGACUUCUUCGACUUCUUCCACAAGAAGCCCGAUGCUCCAGAGCCCAAGCCCAAGCCGGAGCCCAAGCCAGAACCGUCGCCGGAGUACGGUAGCGCACCACCAUCGCCGAGUACUCCGAUCUACCACUAAAAUCGUUUGCGCGUGCACACUUCGUAAUGUCGCCCUUCCCUACAACACGCUGAAGGAUGCCCACCGCCUCGGUACUGCCUCGCUGGUGGUGCUACAUCGUCAGUUGAACGACUUCCAGUUUCCUUGUUUGUUCCUGGAUGGAGAAUAAAUAUUGUGACAACUAAGUGUGUGUAUCAGAUGUUUCUUUUUUCUUUUUUUGCGAGUUGUAUCAGAUGUUUCUGUUGUGACAAUUAAGUGUGUGUAUCAGAUGUUCCUGUUUAAUGAGAUAAUAUGUAAGUGUAAACCUUUUUGGGUGCUUCCAUAUUUCUCUUCAAA
Molecule: messenger RNA, 1006 nt
Organism: Brachypodium distachyon (stiff brome)
Lineage: Eukaryota; Viridiplantae; Streptophyta; Magnoliopsida; Poales; Poaceae
Product: proline-rich protein 4
Exons: 2
Coding region: 86-691 (201 amino acids)
Source: RefSeq, a predicted model, not a curated record